Molecule: messenger RNA, 4150 nt
Organism: Dromiciops gliroides (monito del monte)
Lineage: Eukaryota; Metazoa; Chordata; Mammalia; Microbiotheria; Microbiotheriidae
Gene: BLNK
Product: B cell linker
Exons: 19
Coding region: 204-1667 (487 amino acids)
Biological process (GO): intracellular signal transduction; cell surface receptor protein tyrosine kinase signaling pathway
Cellular component (GO): cytoplasm
Source: RefSeq, a predicted model, not a curated record
GUGAGUUUUACUUCUCCUAGACCAGAAGCGGAGCGCUCCCGCCCGGACCCUUCAUUCACUUUCCCGGCUGGGCGCUCCAGGGCUCAUCCUCCGCUCUUUUAAACAGAGGCUUUCCGUGACACUUUCUAUGGGUGUCAAGACCGACUGAUGUUGCCCCGGGUGGGUUUUUGGUCGACCUUGUGAUUGGGAAAAGAAAAAGAAAAAUGGAGAGGUUUAAUAAGAUAGCUGUUCCAGCUGGACAGAAGUUGAGGCAACUUCAGAAGAUCGUCCAUGAUAUUACAAACAAUGAAGGUGGAAUAAUGAACAAGAUCAAAAAGUUAAAAAAUAAAGCACCACCCAGUGUGCCUCAAAGAGAUUAUGUUUCAGAAAAUCCUGUUGAUGAAGAGGAACAAUGGUCAGAUGACUUUGACAGUGAUUAUGAAAAUCCAGAUGAACCCUCUGAUUCAGAGACCUAUGUGGUACCUGGAGAAGAAACUACAGACGACAGCUAUGAACCUCCUCCUGCAGAAAAAGAGAAAAGGAAGCUCCCCCCUGCGCUUCCAUUUUCCAAGGGAGAAUAUGCAGAUAAUCGAUCAAACCAGAGACAUUCUCCACCUUUCAGCAAGACACUUCCAAAUAAAGCAAGUUGGCCUUCCCAGAAUGCAAGACACUCAUCUUUGCAGGUACCUCUUCCGCAGAAGCCUCAACUCCCACCAAAGCCAAAAAACUGCUCGGAAGAUGAGGCUGAUUAUGUGGUUCCUGUGGAAGAUGAAGAUGAAAAUUACAUCCAUCCGACAGAGAGCAACUCACCACCGUCUGAGCGAGCUCCCAAGGUGAACAGAUCCAUCAAACCUAGUUCUGCACCACCAACCUUUCUUCCACCCGUACCUGCUAAUUUAGCUUCAGGAGAAGAGUAUGAAGUUCCUGCGAAUGAGAAGCCAUCUUUUUCCCCAUACCAAAAACCAUCCAUCAAAACCUGUGACAGCAGCAAUGCCGCAUCCCGGGAAUCCAAGCCUCCUUCAUCAAUUCAAGCCCCAUCACCUCUCCCAAGGGCCUUAAAGAAAACAUCACCUCAAGUGAAGACAAACCCAGGUCUCCCUCUGCAGAACACCUCAAGUGGUCAUGAAGAAAAGCCUAUACCUGCUGAGCGUCACCGAGGCCGAGCACCUGGCCCACGGCUGGAACUCCCACACUCAUCAGCAUUUCCCCCAGUCAACAAGCCAAUCCAACAGAAACCUGUACCUCCACCAAAGCCUCCAGAGGUGUUAAGUCCCAGUAUGGAUAUUCCAUUGCCCAACUUUCCAGCCAAUUCCUGUUUGUCAGAUCAGGAAGCUGAAGUUCACUGUAGACCAUGGUAUGCUGGUUCCUGUGAUCGAAAAUCAGCAGAGGCUGCGUUAUACAAAUCCAACAAGGAUGGAUCAUUUCUUAUAAGGAAAAGCUCUGGUCACAACUCCAAGCAGCCUUAUACAUUAGUCGUAUUCUAUAACAAAAGGGUUUAUAACAUCCCUGUGCGGUAUAUUGAAUCAACAAAACAGUAUGCUUUGGGCAGUAAGAAAAAUGGUGAAGAGCACUUUAACAGCGUGGCUGAUAUAAUAAAGAAUCACCAACAUAUACCUCUGGUUCUCAUCGACAGUCAGAACAACACCAAAGAUUCCACUAGACUGAAAUAUGCUGUUAAAGUUUCAUAGGCGACAAGAGGAAUGAGAUUAUCACAGUUGCCUCAGAUGUCCCCAAUUUCCCACUUUUCUAGUGACAUGAGAAACAUUCCCAAGGCCACUCUUGGAUUGCAGCUCAUGCACCACAGACUGAGGCAGCUGGCAUAGAGGACACCACUCAAGGAGAUCUUGGAGAUUGUGUUGUCUGUUGUUUCUGAAGAUAAUGCUGUUAGUAUACAGUGAAGUUGAGAUGUUAUCACCAUCGCUGUAAUUGACUCCAAACUAGACUGCAAGAGGCAGUUAGAGAAUGAGAAUUUUCAAUCAUUCAAUUAGAAAUGCUCUUCUAAUGAGCCCUUUUCAUUAGGAGAAAACAAAGCUAUCUAGCAAACAAGGUAACUAAGGAACCGAGGCUGGGAAGAAAGAGCACUAAACUCACAUGGCUGAGACAUCCUGGGCAUCUUUUCUCAAACCCUAAUGAUCACUUCUUGAUUAAAUUUUUAAUGUAAAAGAAAAAAAAAAGAUCAAACUGUUGUAAGAUGAAGUAUCUAGACUAUGUAGCAGGCACGUAUUAUUGAAUGAUUGCUAUGACUUGUCAACAUUCAGUCCUUCCCACAGGGUGUGCGGGACCAUAGAGUGGAUGGACUCAGAAUCAUGGGAUCAGCUUUUUAGAAAUCAUUGUUCACUUCAGGAUUGAUUCUGGGUUGUUUCUACUCAUUAAAGAGAUAUCCAUUCUUCCUCAGGUAUGUGUCUAUCUAGAUGCAGAAGUAGGAGGAACAAAACACACAGUUGACAGUACACCUUCUACUAGGGAUAUGAUUAGUCCCCCCCCAAAAAAGGGGGUGUGGAGGGGUUAUGAUGAUCAAAGUUAGAUAGGAAUGUGACUGUUCAGAAGCUGGAAACUCACUACUGAAGACAAUAGUAUCUUUUUUUUAUUUUUUUUAGUGAGGCAAUUGGGGUUAAGUGACUUGCCCGGGGUCACACAGCUAGUAAAUGUUAAGUGUCUGAGGCUGGAUUUGAACUCAGGUACUCCUGACUCCAGGGCCGGUGCUUUAACCACUGCGCCACCUAGCUGCCCCGACAAUAGUAUCUUUUAAUAAGAUGUUUACUUUUUAUACAUUUCCCUGCCAGUUGACCUUGCUCUGAAUAUGAACACGUUUCUGAAUUUUUGAGCAUCCUUAUUGUAAUGCACCUGGGAAGCUCACCAUGUAAAGAAAUCCUAUGCUUAAAGCUUGUUAAGCAAAGUCCUUUUCUAAUGUGAAUCAUAAACCCUCUCCAUCCCAGUCAGCCCCCUCCCCCACCCCAAGUCAUUUCAGUAUUCUAAGAAUGGUUGUUACUAUACAGUGCAAUCUCAUGAAUUCUAAUUCUAUUACGACCUGAUCUAGAGCACUGAAGUUUAUCUUUUCACUAUCAAUAACGAAAGGAUUUUACUAAUAAAGCCUAAGAACAGCAACAAAAUUGAUGGGCCUUUGGUUUCUAACUGCUAGACUUGCAGUCACAAAGACCUAGAUUCAAAUCAUGCCUUAGUCAUUAGCAAUAAAUAUGACCCUCAGCAAACUACUUAACCUCUCUGGGCCUCACUUUCCUAAAAUGAGUUUGGAGUUGAUGACCUUUAAGGUCCCUUCCAGGUCUGACUUCUAGAGCAUGAACUUUCAACCUACUGAAAGAUCUGGCUCUGCUCUUCUCUCCUGUAUGCUAAACUACCCCUUUCCCUUUCCUCAUAUCACAUGUCCAAGAGCAGUGGUGUCAAACUCAAAUAGAAAUGGGGGCCAUCAAUCUAUACAUAAGGAUCUCUGCAGCCUGCAGAUUGAAGCAAUUUUUUAAAAGUGAUGAUAUGUUUUAUUGUAGUUUUGUCCAGUUAAUUAUUUCCCAAUUAUAUUUUAAUCUAUUUCUGAGGCACUCAUGGCGUCCCGUGUUUGAAACUUCUGUCCAAUCACUCCAAUGAAGAAGCAGAUAGAAGCCUGAGAAAAGCUUGGGGUUCUCUCUCCCUGUGUCAAAUAGAAUUAUGCAAGUUGGGGUCUGGGAUCUUGUUGGGCUACUAAAUAGGAAAACGGGAAUCAAACUGGUUCCAGCAACAAAUGAGAAGCAGAGAAGUCUGUGCCCCGAAUCUUCUACUUUUGAGUAUUGCAUGUCUCAGAUCUACACCUAUGUUAUAGGCAAGAGGCAAAGGCCUUUCGCUUUAACUUCAAUUAGCUGCAAUAGAACUUUGUUUCUGAUUUUAGAAAUUGGGGGUGGGGAGGGGUUUGGCAGGAGGAAGGCCACAAUGCAUGUGGGAAAGUAGUGCCUAGCUGCUGGCUGCCAAAUAUCUGAAGAUUAGUGUAAAGGUUUCUGGGGUUCAUUUAAGUUUGGAGAUUCCCCUACACUACACAAAGACAGGAGAUUAGGUUUUCAAAAAAUUGUUGUGCCUGUGGUUUCUGUGUACAGAUGUUCCAAUGGAAAGAGAUAUGUUGGAGUGGGGAGGGGAAAGAAUUAAAUGAAUAUGAUGUCAUGUGAAAUAAAGAAAUUCCUCUGGAAUGUUA